AUGAAUCCCGAACCUGGAUUUUCAUUCGAAUCGAAUUUUAUGAAACCCGCCGAGUUCGAACAUCAAGAAGAAGGGGAACCACCCGUGAGUUUAGGUACUUGCCAAAUUAUCCUUUUAGAUCGACGAUAUGACUUCGUACGAGUCAACGGAUGGUGAAGAUUGCAGUGAGUUUUGCAGAAAGAAGGUAAAUUUUGUUCUUUGCCUAAAUAAAAACUUUUAGCGUCUGAAAUUUCUGCAGUCAAGUUCGACAACACGUAUGGACGAAAUUGACAAAUCAUUGGCCAAUGAGUACGAAACGGAUUUCGAGGUGGUUGUCCAUUAUUUUCAUGGAAAGAAGCCACAGGAUGAAGUGGAAUAUUUCUCCGUCGAAUAUCUACGAUGUCGUUGUAAGGUUUUGUGUGUAAUUUUCGAAUUUACUUGUUUUAGAUCAGGCUCACUCUGUCGCAGCACCUCCGCGAAGGCUAGGAAUUAUACUUCGAAAUGCAAAGAAAUUGCGUGAACCUGUGAGGUCUGGAAUUUGUUACGUGAAUAACAUCCCAUGGAGAUUGACUUUGAUUCCGCGUUCUACUGGAUGCAAGGACAAGAACGAGCCUGUUAUGGGAAUCUUUGUCCAAUGUUGCGUGGACUCGUAUUCUGAGUGGGUGACGGUGAUAUAAUAAUUUAUUUUAGCCUUUGGAAAUGCAAUGCUCAAGCCGAGAUUAUAUUAAAGGGAAAUACAGAUUUUAAACGGAGGACCAGUCAUUACUACACCCCAAAGGAAAGUGAUUGGGGAUAUUCGAGCUUUAUCACCUUGAAAGUGAGCACAAUCUUAUGUAGUUUAAAGCUAGUUAAUAGAUUGUUUCAAAGGCUUCCCGCCACUUCAAAAAAUUCCAGAACUUGAUUGAAGGUAUACAAAACAAAAGUUCUCCUUUUACAUAGAAAGUUGGCAUAAAAUGCAAGUUUAAGCGGCUUGUUGGAAUUGUUUACUGUUAUGGCAAGAGGAACUCGAUAUAUUCAGGGUUGACCUCGUAGUGAUACUCAUGCACAUUAAUGUCAAAAAACGUUAUUUCUUAGUGCUUCCAAUAGCUGCGACUAUAGGGACAAUCUUUGCCAGAGCCAAAUUUUAGAUUUUGAGCAAUAAAAUUUUUUUGACCCGCCCUUGUGGCAAAUUGGUUACUGCGCCAUAGAGAUUACUUACAACCAUACCAUUUCUUGAAUAUUGAGAAGGUACAAAAGACUCUAGACGCAACGGUUUACUUUUUCUUCCUUCUAGUUGUUAAGGUACCACUUCGUUAUUACUUAAAGUGGCAUUGGUUGAAAUUUAACAAAAAAUUAUAUUUUAGGCAUGGCGUGAACCCUUUAAAUCAACCUUAUAUUAUUUACAGGAACUUUUCAAUGACAAAGAAGGUUAUUUGAAGGCAGGGGCUGUUGGAGUCGAAGUAAUUUUGAAUAACGUUGAAGCCACUGGAAUUAUGUAAGAAUUUCGAUCUUAUCAUAAUAUUGGUUUAGGGGAUUGUCUCAAUUCAGAGAAAAAAUCAGCAAAUACCGGAAGAUCUCCGAAAUGCAAAGAGAUAAAGGAUUUACUGAUAAAGCGAUUGAAUGUAUUACGCAGGGGAUUGAACUCUGCGAGCGUUAUUCGGAUAUCCAAUCGUUGAGGGAGCUUCUUCAGUACAAAAACGAUCUGAUAAACCAUAAAUUGGAGGAGUCAAUCAAACGAAUUGAGUCUGGAACUGUGAAAGCUACCAUUGAUGCUAGCUGUAUCGUGAAGGGUAAGGUCGUUCCCAUGUCACCAAUUUUUUUAUAGGUUCGGUUCCGAAUGAAGCAGGGAAACUGAUUAACAAGACUGCUAGGGCUUUGACAGAACGGAAGAAAAAAUCUGCCGUGGUCAAAACAAGUGUAAGUUAAAGAUCUGUUUGGAAAGUUGUUUAGAAUGUAAAGUCUUCACCACUGAAAUGCACGGAAUGUGUCCAGAAAGCUCCUGCUGUCAACAAGGUAAACCAGAAAUCUUCGAGUACGCCCCGAGAGGGUUCACGUCCAGAGGUUCCAUUAUGUAAACCUUCUACUUCCAAGUCGCCUUCACUCAAUUCUCUGGUUAAUGAAGUUUCUCAACGAAUGAGAGAUAAUCCCCCAGUGGACGCAGAUGCUGGUUGCGGAUCAGCGAUGGCGCAACCACGAAACAAUGAAAAGGAAAACUCCAAAAAUACGUCGUCGAUGUGUGUGGACUUAGAUAGGGGAGACCCUGUAGUUAUCAUAGAUCUAAUCCUCCAUCCUCCUGAACUAGGACAUGCAACGGAGCAUAUCAUGCUCAAACACGAAGUCUCCGAGAUUUUGUCAGUUGAAGAAAUCAUAGAGGAUGUUGUCGGUCGAUAUGUUGAGGUAUGUCUGAUGAAGGGAUCAGUUGAUAACGAAGGUAUUAAGUCGUUUCUAACUGGGAAAGUACUCCAAGUGCGAAGCUCAGAUUUCCUUUAAAAUUUUUACACACGUUUGGCAUAGACUAAAUAUCAAUUCCUGAAAGUUUUGGCUCGCGCUUUGCAGGCGCCGCCGGGAUAUUGAAUGAUCUUUGUCGCCGAGGGAGUACGCUAAACGUGGAGAACGGUCAGAAAGAAAAAACUUUUGUCCAUGAUCUAUAAAAAUCUCGGGUUUUUCUGCACAGUGCGAGAUAGGAGUAUCGCAUAUAUUUCAGAAAAAAUUAUUCUAAAUUUGUACCAAGUUUCAUCAAAAUGUGAGCGUCGCACUUGAGGUACUUACCCUGUAAUUUUAUUUCUUAGAAACGAAGUGAGAUAUUUUAUUAACUUUUUAAAAAACUUUUCCAUUUUUGGAGUUUACGACCAAGAUCCGAGUUAAAAAAUAAUCGACUUCAACUUUUGAAAAAUGGGAAAAAGUUUUUAUUCAACCGAAUAUUUAUAACAGGAAUGGCAAGAUGAUCCUAACAUGAAGCGAUUUAUCCCAGAAUUGAAGAGAGUUGCAUAUGGGGACGAAUUCGCUAAACUAAUGUCGAAUAUCUUGGACAAUAUCAAUAGAAAACACUUGGAGAGAUUGAGUAAAGAUGAGUAUGAUACAGAUCAAGACAUCUUAAUGUUGUACCAACAAAGCACCAUUGCCAAGUCUUCCGAAGAAAAGAAGCAUGUCCGUGAGGAGAUUUUGAAGUGUCUUUCCAAGAAAAAGAAGGUAAGUGUAGACCGUCUGACCUUAAAGUUAUAUUUUUAUGUUAGCUGAGGGAAAUUGCAACAAAUUUUUUUCAACCGGAAAAGAAGGAAUCAAGCGCCCUUGCAAUUCCUGCCGAUAUUUACUGUGAUAAAUGCCGAGAGAAAGUUAAGGUUUGUUUUGUUCUAUCUUAUACUGAAUGUCGUUUCAGGAUAUUUUCAAAGAUUACGGCAAAAGAUUUCAUCGAAAGCUGAUACAAUUUUUAAAAUUCGUUCGGAACUACUACUACUCAACUGAAUUUACAACGGCUUACUCGUCCAUCCUCCGUGGUGUAAAAGAUAGUGUUUGCAAAAAAGGAAUGGAUGCGGAUUGUAGGUUCUCAUUUAAAAUUUUAUUUUUCUUUAGGUAAAAUUGAGGAAUUCCCAAUAAAAGUUGAAGCUGCUUUGCAGUAUUUUGAGAGAUGGGAUCCACUCUCGGGCAAUCCUCUCGAGCUUCUGAUCCAUUUCCAUUAUAUCUUGGACGUCGUCUUUCUGCCUAUCGAUUCGUUUCUUCCCCAAUUCAACAGAAUGACCAAAGAUUUAAAAGCUCAGAACCAAACUCUUAUUAAGGAGUUUGAAAAAGAGAAACUGAUGACCGAAGAAAUUAAAGAUCGGCUUCAAAUUUUGAAAGAGGAACAUGGGAAAGUAGAAAGUUCUACUAGGCAUUUAAAGGAGGAGAACAAGAAGUACAAGAAGAAGGAAAAGAGUUUCAUUUCAGAGAUUGAGAAGUAUCGAAAAAGGUUGCAAUCUGCGUAAGUUGGGGCUUCAGCAAGAAUUUUGGGCACGGGUACCCAGUAGGCUGUUCACCAGGGUUCUGACGGGGGUAUAUAUCCAUGAAGCUGGGUAUUUUCGGGUGUUUAUGGGAAUUUUCAAAGUACCUUUCAAUUCAAAAAACGUAAAAAAUAGUGGAAUUUGGUCAUAAAAAUCAAUGACUGUUGAAAUUUCGUCUUAAUUUGUGUUUUUUUGCCGUUCAAAAUUUGGGAGUGGCCCACCCUAUAAUAUCACUUUUCUCCAAGAUUCUAUUUGACGAAAUGCCGCAUUGAUUAAAUCUCGGUCAAGAAAUAGCUUCAAGUAUGCUGGAUUGACGUGCUGUUUGUUACGCAAUUUUAUGGUUGAGGGAAAAUUGACUGUUGGUAAUAUGCAUAAUAAACAAAACCAUUUUAGGGAGGAUCAUUUGAAAGUUGCUCAUCACGAAUUGGACGAAACCAAGGGUAAACUCAGUCAUUUACAGAAGGAAUUGGCAGAAAAAUCAAAAUCAGAGCAAAGCCUGAAGGAUUCCAAGAAAAGGUUGCAAUCGGAAGUGAAGGAGAAUCAAUCAACCAUCAAACAGCUCAGGGAUCAGCUGGAAAAAUCUAAAGAAUGUUGUAAAAAACUUGAGCAGGUAUGUUAAAGAGGGUGAAUAUCUUCUGGUUACUAACGGAAAUCACUUCACAUUUGCAGAAGAAGGUUGCCAAUCCCGUGUGCAACAAACCAAGUGAAUCCAGUAGAAUAAAACAAUUGGAAAAAGAAUUAGAUGAAUACAAGUUGAAGGAGAAGAUAAACGAACUGGAGAAGGCCUUGGUGGUCGCUGAUCUCUCUCUGAAGUUGAUUCAGAAAAGAAAAAAGGAAGGGUAAGUAAGGCAUACCUUCGGUAAGUUUUAUUAUUCAGAUCUCUGUCAUAUGAAAACUCCCGAGAAUUGGACACCCAAGAACUUUGUUGGUCCAGUUAUGAAGAAGAAGUUGUUAGAUAUAUGGAAGAGAUGAAGGCCUCGCAUGAGAAUCCCGACCUUCCUCCGAGUAAUCUUCGAAUGCCGGUGGCUCCCAGUUUACUGAAAAUUCCUCCAGUGAUCGUCGUCCAAAAGGUGGUAGAAGUAAAGCCCGUCUAUCUAUCGAGGGAAGAUGUCGCUAAAUUUUCCCCUGGUUCCUCCAUAAAUUUUCCUUUUUAAUCAAGAUUGUUGUUGUAUAUUUUUGAAUAAAUUGUUUUGUCUUUUGUGUGGUGUUUUAAAACUUGUUCCGUUUUUUCUACUGUUGCCAAAGGUCUUUUCGUAUAUUGUGUAUCCCCUCAUAAGCUAAAUUGUCUCUAGUUUAGUCAAGAUCAAUGCGAGGGAGUACUUAGAAAACCUUAAAUGGAUUUACCCAGCUGAACGGAUUUAAUUCUCCAAAUGACUCGAGUGGGAGGGAAAGGGUGGAUGGAACUGAAGGGCUUAGGAACUUACAAGUGUUGUUUCUUAUCACCCUCCUCCGGCCACUCGAAUCUCAAACUGUGAUCCCAUUUGGAGUAGUCUUACGUAACUCCUCAACUACGUCGGAGGCCACUCCACGGGCGUGAAGUCUCCGUUUUGUAAGAUAUUUGUUUUCCUGCAUUACUCGCUAAAAUAUGUAUGUGCCUUACUGGAAUCGAUGGCUUCAAACUCAGUUUUGUCGUAUUAGACAUUUCGCAGGAGUUGCAGAGUGAUGAACAGUUUACGAUGUUUACAGACGUCGGUUGUUUAUCACAUAUGAGGGCAUUUUCCGAAUGAUUACAACUCUCUGUUCGCCGCCUUUGCCCUCCGGUCACCACCCGAUCCGGGUUUAAUGGGCCGGCAAUUUGGAUCGGGUUGGACUGCCCCCCCCCCCUCCCAGAUUUUAAUUAGUUUUGGACGGAAAUUGAAUUUUUUGUCUAUGGAUGACAUCUUUGCAUUGUGACACGUUUCACUUGUUGUUAUUCUAAUUAUUUUUGUCAGUAAUAUUCAUAUGCAAAUUGCAAUUUGUAACCAUGUGGGCUUUUAAUUAUGAUGCCGGCAACAACAGUUUUUUACUUUUAUAAAGAUAAUUUUUACUUAACACAUUUUACGUGAUCAGGAAAAACACGAUGGAUUCAGAUGGAUUUGUCCCAUAUAUUCUACCCACGGUGUAUUUGAGAAUUUAUUUUCACUCACAGUCAGCACCCACACAAAUAACAUUUAUAAAUGGGAGUGGUUUUUUACGCCUCAACAUUAUAACAAUUCAUAAAUAAUAAGACCCCAAUCAAAUGAAUAAGUCAUGCCCAGAAACACAAUCUGGUUCCAGGCCUUGUAAUUGGCCAAAAAAUUCACUUACAGCCACCAUUAGUUUGGUUCGUUUCACCUUUUGACGCAUAUUAUGAGCAAAUCAAUUAGCUCCGGGAUAAAGAUUAACACCAUGGUGUCGCUCUGUAAGGUCAUUUUCCCGUGAAAUUUUCAGUUUUUGGUGCGGAAAAAGGGUUGUACUGGAUAUUUUUGCCGGAUUUAUUAAUGCAAAUUACUUUUUGACAGGUUGAUUUCGCUCGGUUAUAUGUUUAUUUGCAUUUGAGACAGGUAAUAAGCAGGGGUAUUUUAAAUGUAUAAUUUAAGUAUCCAGUUUCCAUGACAGACUUGCGUAAAAUCUCAUAAAUAUUAAAUCGACGUUCUCCGGAGCGCACAGUGAUUAGCUUGACUUGAAGCGAUGACUCGGAUUGUGCUCUUCUGAAUUACUGUAUCGUAAUGUGCAGGCCCGAUUUUAAUUAUUAAUAGCCCUCCUUGAGUGGUUUUAAUUGGUUUUCCGUUUAAUUUCGAGGCGCAAUGCCCUCAGGCGGUGCUAAAUUUAAAUUGGAGCGGAAACCAAAAACUUUUCCUUUGUUUUGACAGCGAUGACGACGACCUUGGCCGGGAUAUGACCGCAUGGCCUCGGGGGAGCGAUGGGUCGGGCAUUAUCGCUCCUUUUUUACAUCGUACCUUGAGGUCGUAAAGAGCGAAUCCCCCGCUUCAUGGAACCCGAGAUGUCCUUUUACAUUGGCGGAAUGCCGAUGGGAAUGCCUCGGCAGGGAUCGGAAAUAUCCGCAUCGGUUACUGUAACGAUGAUGCCAGUUGUUUACGGUAAUUUGCGGUAAAUUCUCAAAUGUUUUCUCCUCGACUUUGCAGAUUAAGUGAUGGCGAUGAGAACACCCUGAUCCCCUCCCUCAUUUGUUGUGGCCAUGUUUUAACCGUCGUUAGUUCCCAAUCAAUCACUCCCUCCACCUGUUUUUCCUCUUCUUUCCCCGUACUCUCUCAGUCCCACCUUCUGUCGUGUUCGGAUGCUUCAGAUUCCAUUUCGUAAUGUGCAGCACCCACCUCUUUUGUCAUACUCCAUUACCGUACUCUCAAAUCAGCGUCAUGGCUAUUCCCGUUUAGGCCCCGCCCCUUUUUCGUAAAGUUUCUGGGUGGGGGCAGUUCCUUGUUUUUAAAUGCAAAUUCCUCAAUGAGUUGAGAUAAUGAUCGAAUAUUUGGUGAGGCAGUUAUAGUGUACUAACUAAGAGUAAUAAAAAAUUUGUUCUCUGGUUUUAUAACUUUACAAUUUGACAUUUUGUGUCUAUUUUGGAAGAUCUAGAAGAACAAUCUCUUAUCUGGUUGUCAUAACUCUUGUUGCACUCUGUAAGACACGUCAUUUGACAUGUAAUUCCGUUUAUCUCCGAUGAUCGCUUUCUCUAUUAUCCUUUAUAUUUGCAUUCCCGGCCCCGGAAGAGUUCGUAUUUCCAAGAUUGUAGCCUUUCUUUUCUAGUAAUUUUAAUUUCAGGCCUUGGCAAUAUGAAAUUGUUAAAAGUUGUUGUACUGUUAGUGGCACUGUUGGGCUUUGUCUUCUCCCCCGUCCACUCGCGACCCACCAAUUCGAUGACGAGGAUUCAGGUGAGUGUAAUUAUAGAUAACUCAGGGUUCUCCCCUCCUUUCGUUAUUUCCUUAAACCCUAGAAUUCUUUUGCAAAACAAAUUUCCGCAGUACAAAUAUUUUGAUAGUUAACUUUACUCAAGUCGUCCGCUUUUCCAUCGGAUCCAGUUUUGGAGAUAACGGCCCAAACGGCCACUAUCCCCUUGGCCUGACAUCAUUUGAGGUGCUUCGAAAUGCAGUGAAAACGAAAAUUUCAAAGUUUCUGGUUCUGAAACGCUUUCCAUGGACUGAGCGCUACUUUUUUCAAGCAAUUUGCAUAUCCGCCACCCAGAUUUAGAUUUUUUGAGGACGAAAGACCGAAACGGGGGCUGUUACAAAACACAGAGAAUAGCUUAUUUUCUUGAAUUUUGUUAAUUUCUUACCUUAAAUGUUAAUAAAACAGAAUAAUAUCAUUAUUGCAGGAAGUGUUCAGAACUUUAAUGGGAUCGAAGCCAAUGGUGGCACAUCGAGGCAAGAAGAACGAGAUCAGGAACCCGGACACCCCUCCCGAGGAAUACGAGAACAAUCUGAGAUUACUCUGGCUCCUCAACCAACAAAGUUUAUUGGCGCCCGAGGCUGA
This is a messenger RNA of Bursaphelenchus xylophilus (pine wood nematode), 8375 nucleotides long. The record is from the annotation of a GenBank genome assembly. NCBI's taxonomy places the organism in Eukaryota, Metazoa, Nematoda, Chromadorea, Rhabditida, Aphelenchoididae.